Molecule: messenger RNA, 339 nt
Organism: Aureobasidium melanogenum CBS 110374
Lineage: Eukaryota; Fungi; Ascomycota; Dothideomycetes; Dothideales; Saccotheciaceae
Product: cytochrome c oxidase assembly protein cox19, mitochondrial
Exons: 2
Coding region: 1-339 (112 amino acids)
Biological process (GO): mitochondrial respiratory chain complex IV assembly
Cellular component (GO): mitochondrial intermembrane space
Source: RefSeq, a predicted model, not a curated record
AUGUCAACAUUCGGCGGACCUGGCGGACGUCAAGUCAUCGCAAAACCCACACCACCCGAACGCGGCUCCUUCCCACUCGACCACGAUGCCGAGUGUCAACACAUCAUGAAGUCGUACCUACGCUGCCUGCGCGCCCACCGCGGCAUGAACGACGAAGAGUGCCGCAUGCUGAGCAAGAGCUAUCUCCAAUGUCGCAUGGACAAGAACCUCAUGGCGCCCGAUGAGAUGAAGAAUCUUGGUUUUGACAAUACUCCACAAGCUCUGGCUGCCGCCGCCGCCGCUGGACAUGCUCCGCCCACAGAUACGACGAAAAAGUCGUCAGAAGGAGCCAAGAAAUAG